GAAAAAAAAAAGAAAACCUGUGGCUACCAAUGUAUUACCCGUUAAAAAAAAUCAAGAUUUAGGUGGCUAUCCUUGUUUGUCAUUCCCCAAAGAUUUUUUUUCUUCUCCCUGCAAGUAGGUUACCUUCAAAAACAAGAAUAAACAAUGGCGGCAGUCAACGCUGGUGAAGUCCAGACACCAUUCGAGCCUAAAUAUGAUCGAGCUAGCGAAGUCAAAGAUUUCGACGACACGAAAACUGGUGUCAAAGGGCUUGUAGAUGCCGGGAUUUCGGAGGUUCCCCGAAUAUUUCAUCAGCCACCGGAUACCGUCGGGGAAACCUCCGUUCUAAGUGCCAUCCAGUUUAGCAUCCCUGUUAUAGAUCUUCAAGGAGUAAAGGAAGACCCCAGUACUCACAAGGAGAUCGUUAAACAAGUCCUUAAUGCAUCACACGAAUGGGGCUUUUUUCAAAUCAUUAACCAUGGAAUUCCAGUGAGUGUUCUUGAGGAGAUGAAGGUUCGUGCACAUAGAUUUUACGAGCUAGAUGAUGAGCUCAAAAAACAGUUCUACACUCGCGAUACUUCGAAAAAAGUGGUCUAUAAUUCCAAUUUCGAUCUCUUUAUUUCCCCAGCAGCUAACUGGAGAGACACUGUUUAUUGUGACAUGGCUCCUGACCCUCCUAAGCCUGAAGAGUUGCCUGAACCAUUUAGGGGUAUGAUAGUGGAGUACACGGACCGGAUGAUGAGUUUGGGUCAUUUGCUGUUUGAGUUAAUAUCAGAAUCUCUGGGGUUGAACCCUGAUCAUCUGGUGAAGAUAGAUUGUGCAAAGGGUCUCGGCCAUCACUUCCAUUACUAUCCGGCGUGUCCGCAGCCGGAGUUGACUAUCGGUGCUGGCAAGCAUGCUGACAGUUGCUUCCUCACCGUGCUUCUACAAGACCAUAUUGGUGGCCUCCAAGUUCUUUAUGAAAAUCAAUGGAUUAAUGUACCUCCAAUUCCUGGGGCUUUAGUAGUUAACAUUGGAGAUCUUUUACAGCUUAUAUCGAAUGACAGACUUGUAAGCGUCAAGCAUAGGGUGCUCGCGAAUUCGGUUGGACCUAGAAUAUCGGUGGCAAGCUUUUUCUCCACUUAUUUUAAUCCGAACCCGAGAUUGUAUGGUCCUAUCAAGGAGUUGUUAUCAUCAGAUAAUCCUCCGAAAUACAGGGAAACUACUGUGCUAGAGUUCAAGAAUCACUACUAUAACAAAGGCCUUGAUGGAAGUUCUGCACUGCUGCAUUUCAGGAUAUGAACCAAUUCUCUCAAAAGACAAUUCCAGCUUUGGUCUUUCUAUGUAUAACUAGAAUUAGAAAAUGAAUAGAUUGUUAUAUAUCUGUAUGUAUGCAUGCACGCCUACAUGUAUUCUAUUUAUAAACAUGAGCAAUGUCGACUGUUGAAUA
Gossypium arboreum is the source of this 1408-nucleotide messenger RNA. Its product is annotated as 1-aminocyclopropane-1-carboxylate oxidase homolog 1-like. The transcript has 3 exons. The record is from RefSeq and is a predicted model, not a curated record. Lineage: Eukaryota; Viridiplantae; Streptophyta; Magnoliopsida; Malvales; Malvaceae. Bases 145 to 1260 code for a protein of 371 amino acids.